This is a messenger RNA of Cuscuta epithymum, 2148 nucleotides long. NCBI's taxonomy places the organism in Eukaryota, Viridiplantae, Streptophyta, Magnoliopsida, Solanales, Convolvulaceae. The record is from the annotation of a GenBank genome assembly.
CUUGGACCGUCUCGGUCACAUGAUGGACUGCCCUGUCUCUGUUGCAGACAAAUUUCUGCCAGCAAAACUCCGUCCUCUUCUUAUUCCAACGUUUUCUUCUACGGAGUACUUCUUUUUCUCCUCCGCCAUUAAUGCGGUAAUGCCCUUUCACAGUAUCUUCUCUCUCUUGCUUCUCUGAAAUUAGACGGCCUCUUUUAGCUGCUUCUUCUUCUCUGUAAUAACAUCUCUCUAUCAUUAAACCCAGCAUUAAUUGCAGAUUUUUUUUUAAUUCUCCAUCAUUUGGAGUUUUAGAAUAUCCCCUACAAGUUAUUGCAUCUUCCUAAACCCGACUCUUUUAGAAUAUCCUGGCUGCUGAUUUGCUGAAUCGAACUCUACUGCGCCCUAGCCCAGUUCAUCGAAGAUAAGAUGAAAGUAACGGUAAGAUUUGGCAAAUUAUUAUAAGUGCAAUGUGGUUUAUGCCUUGGUAGGGUAGAAAUAUAGAAGGCAAUGAGGAAAAGUUCUACUUCGUUUCGCAAUUCAGGAACAUAUACAAGCCCAUCAACACCAGAGUACGGAGAUAAUCAUAUUGGUGGGGUCCAUAAAGGUUGGAGUUCGGAGCGCGUCCCUUUGCCCACAAACAGUAAUCGGAGAAGGAAUGUUACUUCAACUGCAUUGAUCCCGUUCAGUACUAAUGCAAGGGCGUUUCCAUCGAAAUGGGAUGAUGCCGAGAGGUGGAUCACUAGCCCAUUGUCAAAUUUUGGUGUUUGCAACCCAUCAGCUGCUCAACCUCACAGGCAUGCCAAGUCAAAAAGUGGCCCGCUUGGGACCUCAGGUCAUAUGUACAUGCCAAAUUAUUCACCCACUGUUCCAUUCAUUGAAGGGGGAGGGGGCAUUGGUAAAUUCACUGGGAGUUCACCAUUUACAACUGGUGUAAUUGUUCCUGAAGGCUUAUGCAUUCAUUAUGGUAAUUCCAUUAAUUCUAAUGCUAACUCACUGUGUGCUGAGAAGAGGAUUACUCGAGCUUAUAGUGUGCCUGGUCUGUCAGAUUCAUUGAGUGACGCCUCCUCAUUGCCUAGCUCACGAGGAAGGGUUGCAGAAACAGAUGAGUUGCAUGUGGUUUCAAGGAGGGAUAUGGCAACGCAGAUGAGCCCAGACGAGAGUAUUCAUUCAUCUCCCAAAGAACGCUCACCACUGCCUUCCUUUCCUCUCCCAAUUCCUGUGGAGGAUGAACACAACAAACACUCUGCUAAGGUUGAAAUUAGAGAUGUACAAGUAGACAAAGGUGUUUCCAUUUCCAACCACAGUUCAGGAAAAUUAGAGAAAAAAUCUCCAAAUGCCAUUGCCUCGUCACAUUGGAGUAUUUCCGAAGCAACAGGAAGUGGGUCGAAGGAGGAAGCAAGAAUUGGUGCAUGGGAGAACUUGCAGAAGGCAAAAGCUGAAGCUGCUAUUCAAAAGCUAGAGAUGAAGCUAGAAAAGAAGAGGUCUGCAUCAAUGAACAAGAUUUUGAACAGGUUGCGAUAUGCCCAGAGUAAAGCUCAAGAGAUGAGGGGUGCAAUUUCAAAAGGUCACGGCACAAAAGUUUCAGACAAAGCCAGGAAGCGUUUUAAGGUUUCCUUUGGAGGCUGCUUAUCCUGCCGCACUCGUUAGAUCUAGGUUCUCAAACUUCACCAGCACUGUUGAAUCCUAGUGAGUAAUAUAUUGCAAGUAGAGCUCAGCAUGUGUCAGUUUUUGUGCCAAUUUUGUAUAAAGGAACAGAUCUGUGUACAUCAUGAGACUACAAUGAAUGUUAUUUGUUGGGGUACAAUUUGUGAACCAACUGAUCCUUGAGCCUUGAGGAGUUUUUAAUCGAGAGUAGGGAGGGUGCUAAAUGAUUUGUCUUCCUUCCACCCCCCUCAUUUUUCGUCACACCCUCCACAACCUCCCACAGUCCCACUCCCCUCAAAUAGGAGAGCUCCCCUCCCGUACCCUCAAUUUCCUCCUUUUUAUCCUUCUGGAGGUUUGGACCCUGUACUCAAUAAACCUCAUGCUGCUAUAAAAGCAUUUCCAAAUUCCAAUAUGAGGUGUAGGGUGACUAGGGUCUAUGUUUAAAGGUACGUUUUAUAUGGCGAAGAGAGAUAUAGAGAAUGGCUGUUUUAAUCUAAAAUGAAUGAAGAGAUAUUGUGAAGGUUG